Messenger RNA from Trichoderma harzianum CBS 226.95, 1482 nucleotides. RefSeq lists its product as hypothetical. Lineage: Eukaryota; Fungi; Ascomycota; Sordariomycetes; Hypocreales; Hypocreaceae. Bases 1 to 1482 code for a protein of 493 amino acids. The transcript has 4 exons. The record is from RefSeq and is a predicted model, not a curated record.
AUGGCCUCAGCCCUUCGAGCCAUCCAGCCUAAAGGGCCCUUGAGCUUCCAGUCCCUGCCUGCAGCCCUGCGGCCGUUAGUCCGGGCCUAUCUUCUAGGCUAUGCCUCGGCCGUUGCGCCUCGGCUGUUGACGCUGAUGCUGCAGUUCAUCUCCAAGAAACGCAAGAGCGCAAAGAAGUAUCUCUCCUCGGACAAGGACGAGCGGUCGUUCAAGGACUCGGCUUUCCGAAUCCUACGGACCGGCCUGGAUCCACGACGGUUCCCCACGUUUUGUGCCGCCCUGGUGGGAGGCUCGACUUUGCUGCAGGAACCUCUGCUCAAAAUCAUCGGCCGCGUUGCCACCCAGCUCAGUACGACAUCACAACUCAGACUAGCACGAUGGCUGUCUACAUUCAUAUCAGGAUGGCUCAGCCUCCAGCUUCUCCAGUCUAAGCAGACACAACAGACACCCCCAUCGUGGACAGAUUCCGGUUUGGCUGCAGUGCAGCAGGGCUUGUCCGAAGCCUCAACCGGCGGUUAUGGCGGUCGAACGCUUGACCUCACUCUCUUUGCUGUCACCCGCGCCGCCGACGUCCUCGUCGGUGAGCUGUGGUCUCAACGUCGCUCCCGUCGCAAGGCUUCGGGCAAGUGGACGGUGAUUGAGCAAGUCAUGUCCCGUCUCAUGGACCCCGUCGUGUUUGCCGCCUCCUCAGGCCUCAUCAUGUGGGCAUGGUUCUACUCCCCAGACAGCCUGCCUCGCAGCUACAACAAGUGGAUUACGUCUGCGGCCUCUGUCGACCUACGCCUCAUCGAAGCUCUCCGCCGGUGCAGAAACGGGGAGCUCAUCUACGGCAAGGAGACCGGCCAGGCGCCGCUGCUGGGCUCCAUGUGCGACGACUACGGCCUGCCCACGGAAUGGGGUGACCCUGCCAAGAUCGUCCCGUUCCCCUGCGACCUCGUCCACAUGGGGUGUGGCCCGUCAUGCGAAUAUCAUGCUAUCAGCCGCUUCCUUCGUUCCUGGAAAUGGUCCAUGCUGACCUACCUACCCCUCGCCUUGGCCCUUCAACUACGCAACCCCAGGCGCAUCAACCUCGUCAAGGCCAUCACCGGCUCUACCCGAUCAUCCACUUUUCUCGCUACCUUUAUAACCCUAUUCUACUACGGGGUGUGUCUGGCCCGCACUCGCCUCGGCCCCCGCGUCCUCGGCAAAGAAAUACCGAACCGCCAGCGAAUCGACGAGGGCAUAUGUGUCGGUACCGGAUGCUGCCUUUGCGGAUGGAGCGUCUUUAUCGAGACGGCGGGUAGAAGGAAAGACAUGGCCCUGUUUGUGGCGCCGCGGGCACUAGCAACGUUGGUUCCUCGGCGGUAUCCCCUGGAGAAGCAGUGGCGAGAGAAGUUGAUAUUCGCAGCGAGCACGGCAGUCGUGUUUACUUGCGCCCUCGAGAAUCCAAAGAGAGUUAGAGGCGUGCUAGGGGGUAUUCUGGGCAUGGUGUUGAAGAAAUAA